CCAGUUCCUGCUCUCUCCUGUUUGUUGAGUUGGGAGGGUCAGGUUUAACCUUCACAGACAGAGGAAGGGAUACCUGUACCUGGCAGAGUGUGACACACCUGUAUAGAUGAGAAAGGAAGUAAUACCUGUACUUGGCAGACAGACAUUACCACAGAGGAGAGAUACCUGUACAUAAUGAGGAUAGACCGACCAAUAUAAAGUAAAAGCUUUAAAAAAAAAAAAAAAAAAAAAGGAAAAAAACAAACAACAGAUAUUGAGAGACACCUGUACCUGGCUGAAAGAGACCAGCACAAGAGAGAGACACCUGCACUUGUCAGAAAAAAAGGUACACUUGUAUAAGUGAGGAAGAAACAACAGUAACUGUCAGAUGCAGAGCACAGAAAGAGACACUUGUACCUAACAAGAAGAGAUCAAUACAGAGGGAAAAGGAACAAGCAACUAUGUGCCUCACAAGAUAAACAUUUGUAACUAGGUAACCAGUGGAGUAAAGGUAACAAGUGGAUUUACAAGGCUCCUGUCUGGGAGAGAGUCCAGUGCUGAACAAGGGUAAAGCACUUGUGCUCUCCCUGGGAAUGUGACACAACCCUUGAGGGAUUUAGACACACAGAGGAGACCACGGUAUAUAGUUUCUCCUCCAUCUCAAUGGCAGACUCCUCUCAUAGCUGGUGGAAGCUCACCUUUCUACGCAAAAAGAAAUCUUGCCCCAAGGUUGUGUAUGAGUCAGUGGUGGAGCAUGCGGGAACUGAGAAGGGAGCAGAGGGGAACACAGAUGACAGUAACUACACUGCACGGCUAGAGAAAAUCGUGGACAAAACCACCAAGGGUAAACAUGUCAAGGUGUCCAAUUCUGGACGAUUCAAGGAAAGAAACAGAGUCCGACCAUCUCUUAAUGACAAUCCAGCACUAUACACAGAGUCCCCUGCAGGGCAACAAGGGCAGCCAAACUCACAGGGUAUACACUGAACUUACCCAACUUGUGUUUUUAUCUUCAAAUAGAGCAGUAAGGCACUAUAAUUUCUUUAUGGUUUUCUGAGACCAGCACUGGACAAUUAAGCAUGAAGACAUGCUACUCACUCCAAGUAGGGCAAGAGUACUCUGAUGUCAAAUAAGACUUUAGGAUUCCGUGUUAGUUCAUUGAGCUUACAGUGAUAAAAUUAAGCAUCAGGAUAUGCAAACUGCUCCCCAUAGUAAAGUACUGGAAUACUCAGAUUUUUAUCCAAGCCACAGGGAAAUAUGACAUUGGUCACUCAGGAUGUGCACGGACUCCCUCACUCCCUCCAAGCUUUGUAUAAAUCCCAUUGAUCUCGACAAGGUAGCUGGUACCUCCCUUGUUUUAUGUCUGAAUUUUAUAUAGAAAAUAAGUGUGUAUCACACUGGAGGAAAUACUAAGAUUUCAAGAAAAAGAUCUAAAUCUCCUGCAAAGGUUCUCUGGCGCAUUUUGGGCCUGACUCCAGUCUAAAUAUUUGUAGAUAUCUCAAUUUACCAACACCUGAUAAUGGCAAGGACAUUUGUACGUGACUUUUUACACGUAUAUGUGACUAUAAUGCACAGAUACCAUAUCUGAACUAUUGUGCUUUUGCUCAAGAUAUUUUCAUGUAUGCAGAUACAAUUCUACAUAGUGUAUACAGUAUGUCAAUGCACUCUAUGGAUCCACAAUAUCUAUGAUAGUAAUUGUUUGUAUUUAGUACUCUAUUCAUGAUCUAUACAUUCUGUAUGUAAUCAAACUUUUGUUUGACUUUCAUAGUUUGUAUUCUAUGUCAAACACUACAAUCUCUAUAUUGUACACAUGCAAGUGGGGUGUAAAUUAUUAUAUGUGACUAGACAUCAUAUCCCAGAUCAUGUUCCAGUUGUAAACUUCCAGUUGUAAACACUGAACCCAAAUUUUUCCUUUCAUGAUUCAGACAGAGCAUGAAAUUUUAAGCAACUUUCUAAUUUACUCCUAUUAUCAAAUUUUCUUCAUUCUCUUGGUAUCUUUAUUUGAAAAGCAAUAAUGUAAGUUUAGCUACCGGCCCAUUUUUGUUGAACAACCUGGGUUGUUCUUGCUGAUUGGUGGAUAAAUUCACCCACCAAUAAACAAUUGCUGUCCAGGGUCUGAACCAAAAAUUGACUGGCUCCUUAGUUUAGAUGCCUUCUUUUUCAAAUAAAGAUAGCAAGAGAAUGAAGAAAAAUUGAUAAUAGGAGUAAAUUAGAAAGUUGCUUAAAAACGAAAAAAUUUGGGUUCAGUGUCCCUUUAAGGUCUAUGAAUAUUUUUGCUGACACCACCAGUCAAAAUGACAGUAAAGUCAAAAUUAAACUUUCAUGGUUUUCAGAGCAUAUAGUUUUGAACAACUUUCCAAUUUACUUAUAUUAUCAAAGUUACAUUCUCUUGGUAUUCUUUGUUGAAGGAGCAGAUAUCCACUACUGGGAGUUAGCCACCAAUCACCAGCUAGCGAGGCACUGCUCUUCAACAAAGGACACCAAAAGAACAAAGCAAUUAAAUUAAAAAGUGAUCUAUCUAAAUAUUUAAUGUCUACUGUUCUUUGAAGUUUAAUAUGAAUACUAUCUGUCCUGUGUAUUUAUAACAUUUCCUUUAAUUUGCACAGAUUUUUCUCUCCAUGGAACUUGUAUGUUAAGUUGACCCUGAAUCACAAAAUAGUGAUAUUUAAAGCCAUUAAUACAUACUUGUUUUCUGUGUAAGGGUAUUAGACUUCCUUAAUUGUUUGCUUAGCUCUUCAAACUGGAACACACGCCGAUAGGGUUGCCACCUCGACCAUGUUUUCCUGGACACUUAUGAGUUACACAUGCUGCAGGGUGUGCAGGAAGGAACAUGAAUAGUGCUGUCCAGUAUCACUAAUUGUGUGCAGUUCAGGGGUGCAAUACAUGUUCCUCCCUGCACACCCUGCAGCGUGUGUAACUCAUAAGUGUCCAGGAAAACAGGGAUGAGGUAGCAACCUUACACGCCGCACAAAUGUUCUUCACAAACACCUGUUGAAGUUGAUUGAAUAGAUUGUUGUUGAUGAGUAAUGUUAAAAAAAUCUUAAAAUAAUAAAGGCUACUAAUACUCUUGCAACAACAAAAAAAUAGAAUUAUAAAAGCAUCUUGCUGGGUUGAUGUUUUUAAUUAUAUUUCUAUUGAAUAGCAGAAAAAAAUCUAGUUAAAGGGACAUGAAACCCACAAUUUUUCUUUUUUUCUUUCAUGGUUCAGGUAGAGGCCUCCCUAACAGGCCACAUUUUGAGGAUAUCUGAACUGAACUGGAGCACAGGAGAUAAGUAAACAUGGUUAUUUUACCUGCUCUCACCCAAGGUAAUCCUGAAAGCCUGGCCUGUUUGGGAGGCCUAUGGACAGAUUUGAAAACCAGUGAGCUAGAGCACAUAAUUUAAAACAACUUUACAAUUUACUUUAAUUGUGAAACGUGCUUCCUUCUCUUUGUAUGUUUUGUUGAAGAAGGAUCAAUGCACUACUGGGAGCUAGCUAAAAACAUCAGGUGUACCAAUUACAAUAGGCAUAUUUGUGCAGUCACCAAUUAGCACCUAGCUCCCAGUAGGGCAUUGCUGUUCUGAGCCUACCUAGGUAUUUCUUUCAUGUCCCUUUAACAAGAAGCCAUACUGUGUAUUCUUGGUCUAAAGUGACCCCAUCUUUCUUUGUGGCCAUUUGAUCUGUGACAUUUUGCUGCAUGCAAUAUGCCAUCUUCUAGCAUGGCCAUGUGAUGUGUGCGCUGGACACAUCAUGGUCUGACUGUAUAGCUUUAUUUUAUAUACUGCCUGACCAUUUGAUCCUCCAUGACUGUUUGUGAGGCAUCUUCCUGAAUGUCUGCUUUGGUAUGUGAGGCAUAUUCCUGUUUCCAUUUAAUCUGUGCUUAUAGACAAGUCGCUUGUGCGCCAUGUUGAUGCAUUAACAAUUUAAUGUACCUAGGUGAAAACCUAGUGUCAUAAUGCAGUUGUAAAUGUAACAACUGGUAGUAAUAAGAUAAAAAUUCCCAAUAAGGUUCAUGAACAUGUUUGUUAUUACUAUGAGUCGUUAAUGGGGCAUAGAACCGCAAAAAGAAAAUGCUCCAAUAUGUUGGAGCAUUUUCUUUUUGCAGAAUUGCUUGACUUAUACUUAAAGAGACAGUAAAGUCAAAAUUACAUUUUCAUAAAUCAAAGAAUAUGAUUUUAAAUAACUUUGCAUUUGACUUCUGUUAUUUUUUUUUUUUUUUUAUAUUUUUAUUUGAGGUUCAUUUCAAGGCAUACAACAGCAUAGAAGAAAUUAUUAUGUCACAUGAAGUAAAAUAUCAGGUAACAUUGUGUACAUAUAACAAAAUGGGAGAGUGACAAAUUUGGUAACAAAUAUAUCAUAUGAAACAUCAUAAAAAUGAGAAGCCUGUCUAUCUAGAAAGCUCAUGAAUGACAUCAAAGGCCUUCAAAAGUAGAAGAAAAGUGCAAAAUAACAGAAGGUAAAUUUAAACAUAGGAGAUCACUUUUGGAUCCCAAAUGAUAACCCUCUUUUUUUUAUAUAUAUAAUAGUAAAAGCUUUGAAUGGAGCAGCAUUUAACCCCUACAGCCAUUAGUAGAAGGUUUACAUUCAUUUUAACUAAGACCCCCUUUAGAAUAACUAGAACUACUCGGGGGGAUAUUAGGGGCUCCUGUACAAUAUAUAAUCUCUCACAGGUCAUACUAUGGAUGAAAUAACUAUAGCUAAUAAGCAGUGUUUAAGGUAGGUGUAUGGGUGAGUGUGCCUGGAUGAAUCAGAUGAGUAAAAUAGUAUAUAUUAGGAAGGGGUAUUGAUGUUUACUAACUGAUAUUAAUAUAAUAGCAGACAUAUUUUGGGUUUAAGUAAAUAAUAUACUGAAAUAAGAUAGUACUAGAUGACUGAGUACAUUUGUUGCCCGUGAAAGUUGAUAUAGUUAUGCAGCAAUUUGAGAUUAGAUGUUAAAAUUUGGGGAGUUAAAUACAUAGUAAAAGGUUCUAUCUCGACCCAGCUGUGUAUAUAUCCUUACCAAUUUUCAAGACAAGUCAGUAACCUAUUUCCAGUCAUAUGGUGCACCCAGUAUCAAUAGAACAGAAUAAACUUCCCUCAAUCAAAUAAAGAGGAUCUAUAAGGCACAUAGGUCCACCUUAGGAAUGGGUCCCAUAUAGCAGUUAAAUAUUCACAUUAAGUGAGAUAUUCCUAUUUAAUUCUAUCAAAUUAAAGUGAGCAGAAUAUUUUGUUAUUCCAGUCUCCAGGAAAACAGAAUGUUAACAAUCAUGUAAGUGGGAUCUACAGGAGUAUUCCCGGUAAUGGUCUACAAAAAUGGUGUUAUAGCCGUUAUGAAUGUCUAACAGAAAAUGAGCAUGUUUAAGCUACAAGGUGUAUGGGAAUAGCUCCCCAGUAAGGAUAUGGAUAUAGUUAUAAAGAAAUAUUGCUACAUAUAAUAUAUAAUGAACUUGUGCUGUAUAAAGAAAACCCCCACAAAAGUCUAUCAUGGAAUAGCAUGGAAAAAAAAGUUCAAUGUCUGACAUAUAUUGCAAACUGGUAAUGGUCAUACUGUCCUUUAUCAAUGCUUAUUCAAUAUUUUGGGACUAUUUAGCAGAUUAUCCCACUACAGACUUUAUGAUCCCAACAGUCUGUAAUGUCUGCUUUUGCCAUUGUGCAUACUGGAAUAAUGACUGUCUGGUCAUGUUGACGAGAUACCUGGGAGAAUUAUGCCCAGGCAUUACCAAAGGGCUUUUGGUCUCAGUGUAUGACAGAUCCACAGUUCUCUGGUGCCACUCAGUGGCAUCGCGGCUCAUGCCGUCGGCUCGAGAAGCCUUCUCAAACAUAGUAUGGACCUUUAUGUCGCAUCUGUGCCUCCUGGCCCUAGUCUUGGAGUUGCGAUCACCGCUGGAAUAAAAUGUCUCCAGGGAACUCGAGAUCUCAGCUCUCAGCCGAGUAAGCCAGCUCUGUUAUUUAAUCUGCCUUGUUCUAAUGGUAUCCUUUGUUGACGACCAUACCUAGGGAGGCUCAGGAGCAGCAACGCACUACUAAGAGCUAGAUGGUAAUGGUUGUGGCUGCAGCUAGCCCCAGUAAAGAAAUGUUGCUCCUUCACCAAAGGACACCAAGAGAAUGAAGCACAUUUGAUAAUAUAAGUAAAUUGUAUGCUCCAACUUAAUCAUGAAAUAAAAAAUAGUUUCAUAUCUUUAAAAACAUAAUUAAAUUCUGCUCCAGAGCUGCAAUACACUACUGAGAGCUCACUUUUUAAAAAAGCAAAUGUAUGUAUCCUCUUUGGCAACAUGGCACUACUGGGAGCUAGCUGGUGAUUGGUGGAUACUCACAUUUAUCUAGUGAGCCAAUGACAAACAAAUGUGUGUAGCCACCAAUAACCAGCUAGCUCCCAGUAGUGCCUUGCUGCUGCUGAGGAUACAUACAUAUGCUAUUCAACAAAGGACAUCAAGAGGAAAAAGUCAAUUUGAUAAUAGAAGUGAAAGUAAAAGUGUCUUAAAGUUCUAUCCUGUAUUAUCAUGUAAGUCUUUAUCAUCUUCCUAUGUGACCACUUAAUCAAUGUGCUCACUUCAGCUGAUGUUCUUGUCUGUGUACUAUCUUCCUAUGUGAUCACAUUGACCAGUUUAAUAAUGUGUUAUUUUUAAAGCAUGACCAUUUCCAUCUAGUAAUUUGCCAUUUCAUUUUGUGGGACACGACCUUGUUUAAAUCUGUGUGCUAAAUUACACCAUGUUCUGUGCAUUAUGUUUCUUAAAGCGACAGUCAAAUCAAAAUUAAACUUUGAUGAUUCAGAUAGGGCAUGCAAAUUUUAACAACUUUCAAAUGUACUUUUAUCAUCAAAUUUGCUUUGUUCUCUUGGUGUUCUUUCUUGAAAGCUAGACCUAGGCAGACUCAAACUGAUUUCUGAACAGUUAAAGGCUACCACUUAUGUCUGUGAAUUUUGACAGUUUAUCACAGCUGAUAGUGUUAAUUUGUCUGUCAAAAGAACUGAAAUAAGGGGGCAGUUUGCAGAGGCUUAGAUACCCCAAGGCAGAACAUAGAGUGAUCUGAGAUGUCAUCCCAGAAAAUGCAGCAUGUCUGCAGAAAGAACAGCACUUGAAUUUUUCAGCGCUGCUCCACAUUAGGCUGUUCUUUUUAAACAAAGCUGUUCUCUGGCUGCAUUGUAUAAGUUUUCCUUAACACAGUGCAUCCAGAGCAAAGUGCUGUUUGAAGACAACAGUCAAAUAUGCAGUAGUGCUGCAAAGCAGCAGUGCAUUGAUUGUUUGGCUCUCCGAUUUUUGCAAGCUCGUUCCCUAGCUUUUCACAGUCUGCAAAGCUGUUUUUCUCUGACUGUAAGAGGUUUGUAUUAGCAAUGCACCUUUUUUAUUACUACAUUUCUAUGUUAGACUAAGAGGAAAGGAAACAAAUUAAUUCAAGAGACAUUUUAUAAUUACUUUUUUUUGUCUGCAGCUAAUUUGUAAUUCAAUUUUAUUUCAUUUAAAAAUGACCUGCAGAAAAAUAUUCACUAAAAAAAUUUCAUCGCACAAAGUGAAAAAAGUUCUGUCUCUGGGCUUAGAUACAAGGUAAUCACAGAGGUAAAAAGUGUAUUAAUAUAACAGUGUUGGUUAUGAAAAACUGGGGAAUGGGUAAUAAAAGGAUUAUGUAUCUUUUUAAACAGUAACAUUUUUCAAGUAGACUGUCCCUUUAAUGGCAUUUUGUGCCUCUCCUCCUGUGUUGCACCUCACUUGGUUACAUUCUUCAUAUGCAGAGCUUUGGCUUGUGAGUCUAUACCGCCUCUUCAUGUGCAUCACUUUAGUGUUUGUUGUGCCAGCUGUGGGAAUAACCUUGUAUACCACUUACCAUAGAAAUCUGUGCUAUUUGAGCAACUUUCCUAUCUUUUCUUUAACAUUUAUCUUGCUUCUUUGAUACGUUGCAUGUUAUGACCCCAUUUUCUGUGUGCCACAAUAUUUUAUUUGCCUUGUUACUUUGUGCCAACUGUUGGUUUGCUCCUUGGUGCUAUUGUCCCCUUCAAAAACGACUCCUGUUUCUGUAAAAACUUUAUUCAUCUGCUUUUUCUGCUUGUACUUUGAGGUUAUUCUGCACUGACAUGUGUAACCUACUGAUCAGUGACAGAUCUAUAUAAAAAAUGAAGUUUAUAAUACUCAGGCAGGUUUAUUUCUGCACAAUAUUCAAAUAGUAGUAAAACAAGACCUAACUGCAUCUUCUAUAUAAAUACCCCCCACCAUCCUUUACUCACCCUGGAAUGGAAAGAGGACUGUGAUAAACUCAAAUUAAUAGGAAGUUUAGGCAAAACAGGAUUUCCAAAUUUAAAAACAAAACAAAAAAAAGUAAUCAAAGAUGUAAAGUCAGCUAGACUAUUACCAUGAAGAGAUAAUCAGACCGGCAACAAACAAAUAUAAAUCAAACACUAGGCAGCAGUUGCCAGCAAUUUCACAGAUUCUGGAAUUCAGGAGAAUUUAAGACUUUUGUGUUGUAAUGAUAUAGAUUAUUAGCCAAGUCUUAACGUUUUUAAAAUAAGUUAACGUCCUUUUCACUACAUUUAUUUUUCAACAGCCAAACUCCACCUUUGCCUUAUUUGGAGGAGCAAAUCUUGGCUUUAGUACACAGACAACUAGGCUAGCCAUGGCCAUAAAGUUAGUAUACAAUGCUUUGCUUUGUAGUUAUUAUGUGAUAAAUCCAAUUAGGGAAAGGUAUGUAGUAGGGUUAGCCUUGAUAUGCUGCAUUUCAAGUUCUGAGAAUUAGUAAUGGUUCAAUGUUCAGAGCUAAAUUACAAGAAAAAGAGACAAAAUAAAUAAUGGAAAUAUAUUGCAAAGUAGUUCAUUCUGCCUAACUAAAAAUUUUAUAUAAAAAUCUUAAGGUGUUUACCGUCCCUUUGAACAUCUGUUAACUAAAGUCUUUGCUUCCUGUAUACAAAUAUAGUUUGCCUAGAUACUUCACACUAAUAUAAGAAGUGUUAACAAAAUGCCUUUUAAACAUAAAAAAAUAUAUUUUACAACUAUAUUUUGCAUGUUCUUUACGGUACGUGUGCCUCACCUAUGUGCCAGCUUUGUUCGAAACCCUCUCCUCAUUGAGGUCACCCUCUUAGGUGAUCACAAUCAUAACGCAUUUUUAAAGAACACUUUAUUUUAAUUGAUGUGACAAAGUUUAUUUUGAAUUGUUUCCACAGUGCUUCCUGCAUAUCAUCUACCUACCUACCUGUGUGACAUUAGUCUAUCAUUUUUUAAAAGCAGGUCAUGGGUGCAGCCACUCCUCUGCACGCGUUUAUUGCUGUCAUAUUCUGCUUGCUUUAUAUUUGCACAAGGUGUUCCUUGUGAUUCAUGUGUCAUCCUUACUUGUCACGUCCACUCUAACACAACAUUAAAAAUCAUGAUCUUGAAAAUUU
Messenger RNA from Bombina bombina (fire-bellied toad), 9295 nucleotides. It is a transcript of the gene PRR15L, whose product is annotated as proline rich 15 like. The coding region runs from base 643 to 963 and encodes 106 amino acids. Lineage: Eukaryota; Metazoa; Chordata; Amphibia; Anura; Bombinatoridae. The transcript is spliced from 2 exons. The record is from RefSeq and is a predicted model, not a curated record.